UUUUCUUUAUAAGCAUCUAUAUCAAAAGAGUGUUCUUUUCCUUAUCAAAGGCUGGUCUGCUUUAUCCUGACCAGCAGAUUACUGGAUUCAGUAAAAGCCUUUCCUGUUUCUCUACACCUCACUGCAGCCUUUGAAAUAAAGAUCUUAUCUAAAAAGACCUGGGAUGUGAAACACUUUGAAUUGGAUUGCAAGGAGUGUCUGUGUGUGUGCAGUGCUGGGAGAUUCAUUGUCUGCAUAAUACUGAGAGGGGCUUUUCUUCCCUGGAAAACCCAGCUUUACUAUACUGAUGGUUUUUAACGACUGGUUUUCUUAAUUACAGGUAACUUGUUUUUCCUUAUGAUAAAGCUGGCAUUUGGCUAAUGAGCAAGGUGGUCAGGUCAUCGUGUGAAUCAGAGGUGCAAAUCUGGGAAACAGAAGAGGAUGACAUGACAGAAGGAGACUUAGGAUAUGGCCUUGGACGAAGACCUGGUGAUUCUAAUUCAGAAUUGUCAAAUGUAGAAUUAAGGCAACGUCUUCAUGAAACUUUAGAGGAGGUAGAAGUUUUAAAAACUGAGCUUGAGGCAUGUCAAAGACAACUUGAAGGUAAAGAAGAAGCAUUGAAAAUUCUUCAAAGCUUGGCAGUACUUGGUAAAGCAACAGGUCAUACCCAGGCUGUGCUUCAAAAAACUGUGGAACAAAAGAGAUCCUUGGAGAAGGAAAUAAAUGCCUUGCAGUGGGAAAUAGAAUUUGACCAGAAUAGAUUUAAAAAUAUAGAGGAAUCUUGGACCCAAAAGUGUGACAGGCUAAACUGUGAAAAUGCAGUCCUCAAAGAAACUUUGAAACUGAAAACAGAAGAAAUUAAAAUGCUAAAGUCUGAAAAUGCAAUUUUGAAUCAGCAGUACUUGGAGACCCUUGCAAUGCUUGAUAUUAAACAGCAGAAGAUGGCUCAGGAAAACAUGUGCCAUAGUAAAAGCAGCUGCUUUACAGAGGUUUCAGCUCUAGAGCUUGCAGUCCUUGGAGCCUGCCUUUGUCAUGGUCCUGGAGGGAGCCCCUGUUCCUGCGCCAAAAUGGCAGCGUCUGCUCGCAAACUGCUUCUUCAGCUCAAACAAGAGUUGGAACUUUUACAGAAGAGUAAAGAAGAAGCUUACAUAAUGGCAGACGCAUUCAGAAUUGCAUUUGAGCAACAAUUAAUGAGGAAAAAUGACCAGGCACUAAGAUUGACACAAAUGGAUAAAAUGUGUAAAAAAGCAACAAAACAGAUAAAUUGGAAGCACCUUAAAGAGGAUGGCUUUCUAUCACAAAGGAGUAAGAAGACCUUAGGGCAGAAACUGCUGGGUAUGCUCCCUUCAGAAAACAGUUCGAAGAAGACUGAAGACCAGGAUAAUCCUCAAGAAGUCUUUAAGAUGCUAAUAGAUUUGUUGAAUGAUAAAGAAGAAGCUUUGGCCCAUCAAAGAAAAGUUAGUUACAUGCUUGCUCGGGCAUUGGAAGACAAAGACACUGCCUCAAAACAGAAUAAAGAAAAAAAUGCUAUGAAAGAGACCUUUCCAUUCAAAAAGCCCUGGCAUAAAACUUCAGAACUGUCUGCUGUGCAUGAUCCGAUAUGCUCAAAUGUCCAAAUGUUUAAUUCCAUGGGCUGCAUUUGUUCAGCCCAGCACCCUCAAACAGAUCAAAACUACACAAGAACUCUUAAAAAGUCCCGUUCUUUGCCAUCAGAUAUCAUAUUUUGAAUGUCGCUACACCUUGAGAAGUUGUAUGUUUUCCAGGUAUUUCUGAAUUUUAGGAGGCAGCUUAAAUAAUCAGAUGUUAUGGGAACAUAUUUUACAAGAAAUUUAUUAGUGUUCUGUGUUUUUUUUUAAUUUGUUACAUCAAUAUAUUUUAUGACUUUUUCAGUUUGCAGAAAUCUUAAAAACAAAACAAAAAAUAAUUUGUAGGAAAAAACUAAAAAACUAAUUGUUUAACUAUUUAGGUAGACUGUAUAAGGUUGCUCUGAGUCGGAAUUGACUCGAUGGCAAUGGGUUUGGUUUGGUUUAUAAGGAUAUAGGAAUAUAAAUUGGCUAAAGCAACAAUAUACCAAGGUAAAUUAUUGAUCUUAAGAAGUAACAAUGCUUAGGAGUGACUGAUGUUAAUUUUCAAAAUACACUUAUCUUGAUUUAUUUGCCUUUUUCAGGAUUUUUUUAUUUGCAAUGUACAGUAAUAACAAUUUCCUUAACCUCAAUAAAAAAAAUUAUGAUGAUGGGACUUUGAUAAAAGUAUAUUCAGAGUCAUUGCUGGUUACCUCCAUAGCCUUCUUUUUUUGUCAGAAUGGUGACAUUUUGUAACUAGGUCUGCACAGAAUUCUGGCAAUCAGACCAUUUUGAAUUAAUUUUUUGGUUUUGAUGCUGAAUUUUAGGCCAUUUAGUUUUAUUUUCUCUACAGAUGUUACAUGGUGUUAUAGAUUAAAUUGUGU
This is a messenger RNA of Trichechus manatus latirostris (Florida manatee), 2425 nucleotides long. RefSeq names its product coiled-coil domain containing 125 (gene CCDC125). Gene Ontology annotation, cellular component: cytoplasm. Lineage: Eukaryota; Metazoa; Chordata; Mammalia; Sirenia; Trichechidae. The record is from RefSeq and is a predicted model, not a curated record. The transcript is spliced from 11 exons. Gene Ontology annotation, biological process: negative regulation of cell motility; negative regulation of Rho protein signal transduction. Bases 360 to 1706 code for a protein of 448 amino acids.